AUGGUUCAGGUUAAAUGCAUGGAUCCUCGCACCAGCGAGAAUUACAACUUCAUGUAUUGCCCCUCCUUUCCUGCGGCCGUUUUCUUCACCUCUCUAUUUGGCCUCAGCCUCAUUGCCCAUGUGAUCCAAGCCAUGCACUAUCGCAAGGCAUUCUGUUGGGUUCUCAUCAUGGGGGCAAGCUGGGAAACAGCGGGCUUUGCCCUACGUGUCAUGUCUGUUUUGAACACCACUUCAAUCGGCUUCGGCAUUCCGUCCCAGCUCCUUAUCCUCCUCGCGCCGCUAUGGAUAAACGCAUUCUUAUACGUGGUGAUGGCCCGCCUCAUUCACUUUUUCAUCCCGGAGAAACGAGUUGCUCGUAUUCGCGCACAGCGGCUCUCUCUCAUCUUUGUACUGCUCGAUAUAACUGCUUUCUUGGUUCAAGUCGUCGGCGGGUUGAUGAUCAACCCCCAGAACUCUCUCAAGAUGAUGCAACUGGGUAUUCACAUCUACAUGGGAGGGAUCGGCAUCCAGCAAUUCUUUGUUAUUUUGUUCACGGGCCUUGUCAUUCGUUAUCAUGUCCGCAUGAAGCAAGUAGACGUUGGCAACACCUUGGGCUGGAAACGAUCCCUCUAUACCAUGUAUAGUUGCAUCGUGCUCAUCACGAUUCGUAUUGUCUUCCGCCUCAUCGAGUUCUCCGCUGGCCUUUUUUCACCCCUCACCAUGCACGAAGCGCCAUUCUACGCCACAGAAGCACUGCCGAUGUUUCUGGCGCUCCUCGUUUGGAACAUAUCUCAUCCAGGCGUAAUCCUCCAAGGUCCAGACAGUGAACUGCCAAAAAAGCAAAAGAAAAGCAAAAAGGAUAAGAAAGCCUCGGUUUCAGAUGAAGAAAAGAGUCUGGACCACCAACAAAUGCUGCCUCUGUCAAGUCGCGCACCCAGCCCACCAUACUAA
Messenger RNA from Mycena indigotica, 930 nucleotides. RefSeq names its product RTA1-domain-containing protein. The record is from RefSeq and is a predicted model, not a curated record. NCBI's taxonomy places the organism in Eukaryota, Fungi, Basidiomycota, Agaricomycetes, Agaricales, Mycenaceae. Gene Ontology annotation, cellular component: membrane. The transcript has 4 exons. The coding region runs from base 1 to 930 and encodes 309 amino acids.